CCGGCUUGAUCCGUGCGCCCGUCGACUACGUACCGUUCGCGUGCCGUGGGAUUUAUAAUAAAAUCGUCGGGCCAACAACAAUAUAUUUCGAACGUGCCUGACUUGGCUGUCUGCACUCCGUUCAAAUCCUAUUUCGUACACGAUCGAAUAAACAAACGACUCCCCCCCCACCUACUCCCGGUUGACGUGCAUUAUUGAUGCCCAGAAGAUAAUAUUUUCGUUGUCACUGCAGUGAAUCCCCCAAAAAAAUUUCAUUUUUACCGUAUGUUAGAAAAGUUUAAACGUGCGUUCGUCCAACCCGACCAACAACUAUAUGACGCGGUUGGGGUGUGUUUUAGACGUUUCGUGAAUAUUAAUUCAUUUACACUUUGACAACAUUACCGUUGGUGGAGAUCAUUACGUUUUUUUUUUUAUGUCUGUGAAGGGAGAGAAACGAUAUUGUAACGCCACGAGUAAAUUGUUAUCUAUUUUGUUGCUGAUUAACCGAAUAAAUAAGUGUGCAAAUAAUUGAAUCACAAUGGUCGUGUUACCGGUAUUUGGGCUACUUAUAACUGUUGCAGUCCMGAGGAUAUACGGUGAAUGUGAGUUUCCUGCUCAAUGGUCCGGCCGAUGGUUUCAGUCUGGUGUSAAUCAUUACAUAAAUAUAAAUACGACCACUAUCACGACCAAAGGAGAUUGCGUGCAAAACGUCAGCGACAAGUUUCUGAUCGAAGACAGGGACGAAGACUGCAGAAGGUGCCUGGUGAUCACGGAAAAACACCAGAACGUGAUACAGUACAAAGAAAACGCAAUAUGCGAAAAACGCAGCCUCGACGAACUGUGCGGAGAGAUUACCAGUGACGCUCCGCUCUACUCCAUGUUUAGGGUAGAUGCCACUCCGAUCCCGUGCCCGUUUGAUGGGCUUCAAGCGCCGUUUCAUUUCUCGUAUAGCCGUGGUGGUUACACCGAAUGCAAGUCACCGGUUUCAAAAGCCGAUUCCUGUACGUCAGACUCGAGGUUGAUGCUCAAGUUUCAAGCUUGCCCGGACGUCCAUAACACCGAGAGCACAGUCGAGGAACUGUUGUGUUUGGCCACAUGGAAAGACGGCUCGACGAAGUACAUGAUCGGUAAGCUGGAACACACACCUACGUCGUCGGACGAAGAAAAGUACCGGUGCUUCGUAGUGGGCAAAUCGAUAGGUGGUAUGUUCGAUAUGGCCCAGUCAGGUGACGCAACGUGUAAUGGUAUGUCGUCACCCACUGACGGAUCAAGAACGAUGAAAUUCGUCAGAGUGGAGAACCACCACCACCACGGCGUUGGUUCGGGUUGCCGAUACCCGUCAUGGUUGACCGAACACCACACCUGGCACUCGUUGAACCACGGUCACGUUUACCAUUUCUCGCCAAGAAACGGCACGUUGCGGAAGAGCAUACCGGGGGCCGGGCCGGACCACGACAUCCGCGCCGCGUGUUACAAGGUAAUCAACGUCACCGAUAACAAGGCGCUGAUCAUCACGCAUUACACCAUCGGGUGCCAAAGCGGAUAUGCGUGCAUGGGGUUUUAUCGCCGUGACAGCCAAGUUGUUGAGGUCCAAGAGAGUGCUCCAGCGCCCAAAGGUCGCGAGUGCCCGUUCCUGGGCCGUUACGAGAUUAGCGGCGGACUGAACGCCGAAGACGUGGGCAAAGCGCUGGCCGCCAGCCGGCCCGGCAGCGAGAAUAACCAAGACAAACCAUCGAUACCGUGCAACCCACCCGGCAAACAGUACCUGACCAUCGGCUGCAAUUCGCCGGACACCAUGGAGUUCCAGUCAGAGUGCGGUACCAAGACCGUGGCCGCGUACACGUGCUACGGACACUGGAAGAACGAAAAUACCGGUGUCAACUACGUGAUAUCCACGCCACAGGGACGAUCGGCUACCAAUUCCAGACGAUACUGUUUCAUCAUGUCACAAGUGAACGGAAUGGCUCAGCAAACGUUGCACAUCGCCUCGGUGAUGGAAUCGUGCCAUCCGCACCCGCUUGGCCGGCUACAUUGGGCGUUUAACAUAACGCAUCAAGGUCUGUGCAGUUCCGAAUCUAGCAGCGCCAUCGUUUCCGGGUUACCGGUCCUAGUCCUAUUUGCUGCCCUGCUGGCCGCCAUUGUCAAUCGCCGGUGAUCAUCGUCGUCGUCAGCAGUCGUGUCGGCCGGCCGGCCGCUAGACAUUUAGAGGAGUCUCGCGCCAAUAUUAAAAAGAAAACCAAGACCACAUCGCUAAAAAAAAAAAAA
Diuraphis noxia (Russian wheat aphid) is the source of this 2244-nucleotide messenger RNA. RefSeq lists its product as uncharacterized. Gene Ontology annotation, biological process: autophagosome-lysosome fusion. The record is from RefSeq and is a predicted model, not a curated record. NCBI's taxonomy places the organism in Eukaryota, Metazoa, Arthropoda, Insecta, Hemiptera, Aphididae.